UUAACGGACCAGGUUAUCCUUAAGACUCCAUUCCCCAGCAAGCUCUGCGCGUAGCGUGAGCUAUGGAGCCGCAGGUCGCAGAACUGAAGCAGAAGAUCGAGGACACGUUGUGCCCUUUUGGCUUCGAGGUUUACCCCUUUCAGGUGGCAUGGUAUAAUGCACUCCUGCCUCCAACCUUCCACCUAACCCUGCCAGGACCUACCCUGGCCUUCCUAGUACUCAGCACACCCGCCAUGUUUGACCGGGCCCUCAAACCGUUCCUGCAGAGCUGCCACCUCCAACGACUGAUUGACCCUGUGGACCAAUGUGUGGCCUACCACUUGGGCCGAGUUAGAGAGAACCUCCCAGAGUUGCAAAUCGAAGUCAUCGCUGACUAUGAGGUACACCCCAAUCGGCGCCCGAAGAUUCUGGCCCAGACUGCAGCCCAUGUGGCAGGGGCUGCUUACUACUACCAACGAAAGGAUGUGGAGGCUGACCCCUGGGGGGACCAGCACAUAUCAGGUGUGUGCAUACACCCCCGAUAUGGGGGCUGGUUUGCCAUCAGAGGAGUGGUGCUCCUGCCAGGAAUACAGGUGCCAGAUCUGCAACCCACAAAGCCUCUGGACUGUGUACCUAAAAGAGCUGACCGAAUCACCUUGCUUGAAGGGUUUAAUUUCCACUGGCGUGACUGGACGUACAGGGAUGCUGUGACACCACAAGAGCGCUACUCAGAAGAGCAGAAGGCUUACUUUUCCACUCCACCUGCCCAACGUUUAGCCUUGUUGGGCUUGGCCCAGCCCUCAGAGGAUCCUAGCUCUAGGCCUGCUGAACUACCUUUUACAGUACUCAGACCCAAAAAAACCCAGAAUCCCAGCAGAGCUCAGGGCUGGCUCAGCUCCCGUGUCUCACCACCAACAUCCCCUGGCCCUUGACAUCCUCCCUCCUGAGAUCGCUACUGGUAAGUGGUACUUGCUGGGACUUGUUUUGCUUUUCGGCAAGGCAAGGUUUAAUUUUAGGUAUAUUCUUGAUAGAAGAAUUACAGAGAUCUUCAAUGAAGAUAAGGCUCAGAAUUUGGUCAAAACAAAUUAAACACCCAGAAUUCCCACCUGGUUUAGAAUAUGGGAUUAUUCCUGUUAGCAU
This is a messenger RNA of Mustela erminea (ermine), 1119 nucleotides long. It is a transcript of the gene MMACHC, whose product is annotated as metabolism of cobalamin associated C. Gene Ontology annotation, molecular function: FAD binding; cyanocobalamin reductase (cyanide-eliminating) (NADP+) activity; demethylase activity. Lineage: Eukaryota; Metazoa; Chordata; Mammalia; Carnivora; Mustelidae. Gene Ontology annotation, biological process: cobalamin metabolic process. The coding region runs from base 63 to 911 and encodes 282 amino acids. The record is from RefSeq and is a predicted model, not a curated record. Gene Ontology annotation, cellular component: cytoplasm. The transcript has 4 exons.